AUGGCCUCCUCAGACGAGCCGCAAUCCCUCCGCACCACCUUCGAAGAAGCCGAAUCCAAACGCCAGCACCUCGAGUCCCUCCCCGCCACAUCCCCCACCUACGCCGACGACCUCAACUCCGCGCUCUCCCUCUACGCCCGGCUCCUCGACCAAACCAGCUCCCUAUCCCUCUUCUCCCCCAACGAAGGCCUCGAAGACAUAGCCACCUCCUCCCUGCCCUACAUCCUCACCAACUUCACCAUCGCAGAGCUCAUCCAACGCACGCCAUUCACCGUCCCCGCGCGACGCAAACUCGUCCUCCGUGCCGCACGGGACGCCUACGAGCGGUUCCUCUCCCUAGUCGAUGGGUAUGGACUCGUCGUCGGUCCGUACGCCAAGCUGCUAGAGCGGUAUAGAGACGAUGCGGAGCAGUUUGCGGUUGUGUCGGGCGACAUGGCGAGUAAGCGGGAUGCGAAGAUUGCGAGCUUCAAGGCUGAAAAGGGACUGAGGGAGAAGUUGGACUUGUUGAGGAGGGAUAGGCGGUAUUUGGAUAGGGAUGAGGAGUUGGUGCGGGAGGUGUAUCUCGCGGAUGUGGCGUGGAGGAUUCAUCUGACGUUUCAGGGACUGGAGGGUCUGAAUCGGGAGAUGGAGAUGCUGGCUAUGGCGCCGGAGCCGGAGAUCGUGGCAGGCGAUUCUGAGGAGGAUCCGACGUUGAGGUUAGAUGAGCCGUUUAGGAGGAAUGUUAAUAGGGGGGGACCGUUGUUGUCGGCGAAGGGGAGGCCGCUGCAGCCGUUUACGCUGGUUGGCUCGAGGGCCGAUUUGGCAAGGGGCGUGUUUCGGCCGGGCCAUAAUCUGCCGACUAUGUCUAUUGAUGAGUAUCUUGCUGAGGAGAAGAGGAGGGGGAAUAUACUGGAGGGGGGGACGGACCCGCCCAAGAUGGAGGUUGAUGAGGAUGAUAUGGAUGCUGUGGAUAGAGAGACGUACAAGGCGAGGGAGUGGGAUGAUUUCAAGGAUGAGAAUAGGAGGGGCGCGGGGAAUACGCUGAAUAUGGGAUAG
This is a messenger RNA of Pochonia chlamydosporia 170, 1035 nucleotides long. Its product is annotated as TOR signaling pathway regulator (TapA). The record is from RefSeq and is a predicted model, not a curated record. Gene Ontology annotation, cellular component: cytosol. The transcript has a single exon. Bases 1 to 1035 code for a protein of 344 amino acids. NCBI's taxonomy places the organism in Eukaryota, Fungi, Ascomycota, Sordariomycetes, Hypocreales, Clavicipitaceae. Gene Ontology annotation, molecular function: protein phosphatase 2A binding. Gene Ontology annotation, biological process: regulation of dephosphorylation; regulation of signal transduction.